Molecule: messenger RNA, 1020 nt
Organism: Haliotis rubra (blacklip abalone)
Lineage: Eukaryota; Metazoa; Mollusca; Gastropoda; Lepetellida; Haliotidae
Product: zinc finger MYM-type protein 2-like
Exons: 2
Coding region: 1-1020 (339 amino acids)
Source: RefSeq, a predicted model, not a curated record
AUGAAUUCAGCAGACGACGAGCUUUGUCGGGCGUCACAAGAAGCGGAGGCAAGCCUUAUUUAUAAUGAUAGCUAUUUUGAAUUGUUUGAAGCCUCUCAAAUUAUUGAAAAAGAAGUUCAAGAAGGUAAAACUGCAGAACGUUUUUAUGAAGCUAAUGAUGGUGACAUUGAGAAACGUGCGUUGGAUUCUGUGCCUACUAACACCCAGCGACGGGAUAAAUGGGCGUACAACACGUUUACUGCCUGGGCUAUCGCCGUAAAUAAUCGGAGGGGGGGAGGACGAAAACCGGUUACUGUUUUGGAAGAUAUGGGACUUGACGAGCUAGCUUAUUUCAUGUCAAAGUUUGUUCUGGAAGUUAGAAAAAAAGAUGGCUGUGAAUACCCCCCAAAUUCACUCUUUCAAAUAGUUAUGGGUAUACAAUCAUACAUAAAGACUGUUUCUAAACGAAAUGUUGAAUUUCUCCAGUCUGAUGUGUUCGAAGAAUUCCGCCAGGUUCUUGACGGAGAGAUGAAAAGACUGACACGUAAGGGGUUGGGACAAAGCGUUAAGAAAGCUGAAGCUAUCAGUGCUGACGAGGAGGAGCUGCUAUGGAGGAGUGGUCAACUUGGAGACCGGAACCCGCGAGUACUGGUGAACACCUUGCUUUACCUGAAUGGCAAACAUUUUGGACUUCGUAGUGGCCACGAACAAAGAAAGCUAAAGCACAAAAACUCACAAAUAUCCCUGAAGACGAGUCCUGAAGGACACGAGUACUUGUGUUACCGGGAAGAUUACUCUAAAACUGUGCAAGGGGGCCUGAAGCAUAGAAGAGUUACCCCUAAAGAGAUCGAACAUUACACAGGUAGUAAUCCUGCCCGAUGUCAUGUUCGUCUGUUUAAGAAGUACUUAUCACUGUGUCCUCCAGACGGCCAUGAUGACGCUUUGUAUCUUCAAGCUCUUCAGUCUCCGACAGAUAAGUGUUGGUACAGCCGACAACCACUGGGUCACAACACGCUACAGAAGAUUGUCCCUGAAAUGUGA